ACCAUCCGAAUAUGAAAGAAGAAGCAGAGAAGUUAAGAACUAAUAUCAAGCAAGAAGAAACCAAGAAUACCAAAAAAAUAGCAAAAAUUAUAGCAGGAUAUUACAUGAAUAGUUUCAUUGAGGAAUACUCAUUCUUAUCGGCUAACAACGACUUUUCAGAUAAAAACACUACAAAUAUUAUACCGUCUUCAAAAUUUCUAGAAAGAGAGAAACAAAGGCUAACAUAUACUAAAUUCAAUGCAUUUUACGACGAUUACGCUAAGAAACACAAUCGAAGAGUUGCAAAAUUAUUGAACCAGACUACUAAAGAUAAUUCAACAAAGCUUCCAAAAGUUAUUGUCGUGCAGCCUUAUAUGAAUGCAGGAUUAGGGAAUCGAUUACCUGUAUUAGCAUGUGGUUUUUUGUAUUCGAUGAUUACUGAUAGGUUAUUUUUUGUUGAAGGGUUUUACAACUUUACAGAAUAUUUCGAGAAAGAUUUUGACCAUGACUGGAAAAGCGUUGCAAACUUAUAUAAAAAUAGUAGAUUCAGAUAUUUGCAUGACGAUUUUGAAAAAAAUGAUUUUCAAUUAAUAACUAGAGGAAAUCUUAGUAAUGAGGAAAUAAAUUCAUAUGAUAUUUUAUAUGUUCACACGUGGGAUUAUGUUAAAACCCAAUAUUACCAAAAAGUAGCAAAUUUUGUAGACAAUAAUUUCGGAGAGUAUAAUAUAGGAAUUCAUUUAAGAAUGCGAAAGAAUAUUAGAAUUAGCGCUAUAACACCUACCGAACAUUUUUGCCAUGCAGCAAAAAUGUUGAUGAUUGGAGCAGUAAAAAAGAAUGUAACCAUCUUUGUAGCUGCAGAUGACAAUGAGAAUCGUAAUAUUUUAAUAAAUUGUCUUCAUAGUUCACUUGGCUCAAAGAACGAUUCAGUUAAUAUUAUUCACGCAGGAAAUGAUAUGGACGUCUUCGUUGGUGACGAUCCUGGUACAGAAAUAGGCGCUAUUAUCGAUUUGA
Messenger RNA from Racocetra persica, 990 nucleotides. The record is from the annotation of a GenBank genome assembly. NCBI's taxonomy places the organism in Eukaryota, Fungi, Glomeromycota, Glomeromycetes, Diversisporales, Gigasporaceae.